UAAGUCUGAUAAACCUCUGUCUCACAGAGUUGGGAGUUUCAUAAAUCGCUUCUUCACACCCCAAAUCCGUUUCUUGGUUCGGAUUAAUGCAGUUUAAAGGCACAAUUGGUGAUUAACUGUGGCUGAAAUCACAUGGAGGUGCUCCCGUGCUCACAUGACAGACUGAACCAUGGCAGGAGAGAUCAGUGAAGGCUCAGUUCCUGCCUAUUACAGGGAAGUGCAUGAGGCCAUCCGCUGUAGGACAGAUGAGAGAGUGCAGGUUGAGGUUUUUCAGCGGCUGCUCCAAAGGACCGAUCUCUCCAAGGUGGUCUUAAACCAGAUUGCUGAGCAUCUUGACUCCUCCGAUGGAUUCCUGAGCAAAUUAUCACUCUAUAAAGCACUCGCUUUGAUUGCUCUCGCUCAGCAGGGCAAGCAACCGAGUCCCAAACUCUUGGAGAACUGCAUACUAGAGUUACCGAAACCUCAGCUCGGGGAGCCGAGGGACCUGAGCACGCUGAGGAUGCAGCCGGCUCAGGACGACGUGCUGACAUUGUCGCAGACGCUGGACGGGCUUCUGGGGAAAGACACGGUCCAGGUGGAGCUCAUUCCUGAGAAGAAAGGCCUGUUCCUCAAACAUGUGGAGUACCAGGUCACCAGCCAGCGUUAUAAGAUAUCAGUUUACCGGCGUUAUAGCGACUUUGAUGUCUUCCACGAGGUUUUGCUUCAGAGAUUUGCCUACAGAGUCGUGCCAGCUUUGCCACCUAAAAGGAUGUUAAAAGGAGUCCUGACCUCGCUCUCCGAGCGGGAGUUCAUUGAGGGGAGGAGACGUGGCCUCGGCAGAUUUCUUAACUUGGUGGCUCGACAUCCUUUCUUCUCAGAGGAUGAGCUGGUCAAGACCUUCCUCACUUUCAGUGGCUCUGAUGUUCAGUCUAGGCUGCGUGACACUUGUAAGAAAACGGGUGACGAGUUCAUGAUUAACAGAAUCGCAACUCAGGCAAAGGAAUAUCUCCCAGCUGACAUUCAGGCUCAGUUUUCGACAAGCAGAGAGAUGAUUAGAAAUAUCCACAACAGCUUCCAGAGGCUGCGGGACAGAGCUGAGAAAAUGGUGGAGCGCUCUAAGGACAAUGCAUCUGAUCUCCUCAUGUUUGGCAAAGAGCUCAGUACACUGGGCUCAGAUGCCUCGCCUCUUCCCUCCUUGGCCUCUUCACAAAGCACCUGGGGGACCCUGCGCCAGUCGCUGAAGAGCCUUUCUGUGGAGUUUGCUGUGCUGUCUGACAAAGCUGCUCAGCAGGGCCGGCGAGAAGAAGAUGAUGUUGUGGAAAAAUUGAAUCUUUUCCUGGAUUUGCUGCAGUCGUACAGGGAUCUCUGUGAGCGGCAUGAGAAGGGCGUCCUCCAUGAGCACCAGAAAGCAUUGCACAAGUACAGUGUGAUGAAGAGGCAGAUGAUGAGUGCCACUGUGCAGCACAAAGAGCAGGCAUCUGUGGAGCAGCUGGAAUCGCGAAUUGUUCAGCAAGAAAAUGCCAUCCAGACCAUGGAGCUGCGUAACUACUUCUCCCUAUUCUGCCUUCAUCAAGAAACACAGCUUAUCUUCACUUACCUUCCGAUUACCUCGCACAUUCUCGGAUCUUUUGUUAACUCCCAGGUCCAAGGACACCGAGAGAUGGGGGAGGUGUGGAGUGAAUUGCAGCCAAAGCUUGGGUGUCUCUUCAGCGGUAACAAUGGACUGAAACACUCCAUCUGAAACCUAAAUGUACAUGAGAUGAAAAAGGAAAAACACAGCCACUGAGGAUUACAAACUACAAAAUAAUGCU
Pundamilia nyererei is the source of this 1790-nucleotide messenger RNA. RefSeq names its product sorting nexin 8a (gene snx8a). Gene Ontology annotation, molecular function: phosphatidylinositol binding. Gene Ontology annotation, cellular component: early endosome membrane. The coding region runs from base 170 to 1720 and encodes 516 amino acids. The transcript has 14 exons. Lineage: Eukaryota; Metazoa; Chordata; Actinopteri; Cichliformes; Cichlidae. Gene Ontology annotation, biological process: intracellular protein transport; early endosome to Golgi transport. The record is from RefSeq and is a predicted model, not a curated record.